UCGCAUGGUGUCAAAAUGGCGGAGUUGGAGAUUGGUCAACAAUGUGAGGUACAGCAUUGCCGUCAGUUAGAUUUUCUGCCUUUUGUUUGUGAUGGAUGUUCAGGAAUUUACUGCCUUGAACAUAGGGGUAAAGAUGCUCAUGGCUGCUCUGGGGUUUGUUUAAGACUACCAGUGAAAUCUGAAGGAACCUCUUCUUACAAAUGUACAUAUAAAAGCUGUAAGGCAAAAGAACUCUUGCCAGUAAUUUGUUCACAUUGCGAGAAACAUUUUUGUCUGAGUCAUCGACACCAGUCAGACCACAACUGUGAAAAACAAGAGUUGCCUAUAUCACACUUGGCUGUUUCUCGGCAAGUAGUUAAAGAGUCUGUUGCCCGAGAUGCAGUCCCUGUUUCGCUGAAGAAAGGUAGAAAAGGAGCAAAGAAUGAUGCAACAGCUGCAAAAGUAGCACUUAUGAAGAUGAAGUUACAUGCUGUUGGAGACAAGUCCAUACCACAGAGUGAGCGGCUAUAUUUUCAAGUUUUUUUGCCAAAAGGAAGCAAAGAGAAAAGCAGAUCAAUGUUCUUUUGUUCCAAAUGGAGUAUUGGAAAAAUGGUGGAUAAUGCAGCUUCACUGUUGAACCUUAGGAAUGACAACAAUAUUUUGGCAGCUAAGAAAUUGAGGCUGUGUCACAGUGAAUCAGGAAAUGCAUUGCCUAUGGGCCAAACUUUGGAAUUAUGGCUAACAAAUAAUGACAGCCCACUAAUCAAUGGAGGAACCAUUAUCCUUGAAUACUUAGACAAUGAUUGUAUGAAAUUAGAAAACACAAAUUCAUACAUGGAAUGACAGUUAUUAAAAUGAACAAAUGUAAUCAUUUAGAGGAAAGUACGCUGAAGAAAGUUUGUUCUGAUAUCAUAUCUGAGAUGAGUUUUAAACACUAAAUUAUACAACUUUUUUAUAUUGCCAAACUAUUGUCUUUUAUUUAAGUGUAAAUCAUUUUAUUUGGAAUAAAUCAGUCUACUGUUACUGUUACAUGCUUGAUGGGUAAUUGCAGAUGAUGUUUAACCUAUUUAGAGUCGAAAAUAAUUUUCCAAAAUUAUGUCUUCACUAUCUGAUCUCUGGAAUCUAAUACCUUAAAUCAAGUUAGCGACCCUUCUUCACUGUAAAAAAUUAUAUAACUGCCCUUGGAAUAAUGUGAGAAAAUCUUAAUCUGAUGUUAAAUUAAAAACAGAGUAUAUUAGAGUUAGGCUUCAAUAUUUUAAACAAAUUUUAUUUUGGCAACUUGUAUUUUGGAAGUGUCACGGUUAAUGGAGUGGGCAUAGGGCAUACAUAGAAUCAAAGAAAUGUACAGCACGGAAACGGACCCUUCAGUCCAACCCGUCCAUGCCGACCAGAUAUCCCAACCCAAUCUAC
Chiloscyllium plagiosum (whitespotted bambooshark) is the source of this 1389-nucleotide messenger RNA. RefSeq names its product zinc finger, AN1-type domain 1 (gene zfand1). Gene Ontology annotation, biological process: cytoplasmic stress granule disassembly. The record is from RefSeq and is a predicted model, not a curated record. Gene Ontology annotation, cellular component: cytoplasm; cytoplasmic stress granule. Gene Ontology annotation, molecular function: zinc ion binding. Lineage: Eukaryota; Metazoa; Chordata; Chondrichthyes; Orectolobiformes; Hemiscylliidae.